AUGAGGCGUUUAUUUGAUCGCGACCGCAACGGCGUUGUCACCUACGACGAGUGGCGGGACUUUUUAUUAUUAUUUCCGUUGAAUACAAAUAUUUCAGCGGUUUAUGGUGUUAUUUUUUCAGACCCGUUAGUGGAUAUCGGCGAGAGCGUUAUUAUUCCGGAAGGAAUUUCUCUUCAGCAAAUUGGAAAAUAUUUUGUGGCUGGCGGAAUUGCUGGCGCUUCUUCACGUACUGUUACCGCGCCACUGGACCGUCUAAAAGUUUUACUUCAAGUGCAGUCUAGUAAGAACCCGAAAUAUAAAGGAAUAAUAAAUGGUUUUAGAACGAUCUAUAAAGAGUCUGGCAUAACCGGAUUUUGGAGGGGCAACGGUAUAAAUGUUUUGAAAAUCGCUCCAGAGACGGCCGUAAAGUUUUUCUCAUAUGAACAAGUAAAAAAGUGGUUAAAUGCCGAUUCUGAGCAAAUAAGUAUAAAAAUGAGACUAAUCUCUGGAGGAUUAGCAGGACUUACAGCACAAGCCGCUGUCUACCCUCUUGAAGUUUUGAAAACUCGCCUAAUAACGCAAGAAAAACGACUGGGAUUGGUGAAAACUUUUACGGGUAUUUUAAAGAAGGAGGGAUUGGUUGCUUUUUUUCAAGGCAUCAAACCGGCGUUGUUGGGGGUUGUCCCGUUUGCAGCGCUUGACUUGAGCGUGUUUGAAAGCUUAAAACGUUCUUAUAUGAAUCGCCGGGACCGCCAUCCCAACGCUUUAGUAACUUUAGCAUGCGGAACUGUUUCAAGUGCAAUAGCCGUAACAGCAGUGUAUCCAUUAUCUUUAGUACGCACUCGUUAUUAUUUGAACAUAGUGUCUGCGAAAAGUGACAAGUGUUCAUGUACUCUCGCCUUACAAAAUCUUUACCAAAUGGAAAAAUCUGUGGGGGUGACCCUUCAUUUAGGUUAUACCAACCAUUAUUCAAAGCAUGUUUUCAACGGCGAGCUCAUACAAGAGCGCUUUAUAUUCUUCAGUACCGCAAUAGGCUCUGCCGUACCUUCGCAGCAGCUCAACUGA
Messenger RNA from Zophobas morio, 1044 nucleotides. RefSeq lists its product as uncharacterized. The transcript has 11 exons. Gene Ontology annotation, biological process: ADP transport; ATP transport; transmembrane transport. The record is from RefSeq and is a predicted model, not a curated record. The coding region runs from base 1 to 1044 and encodes 347 amino acids. Lineage: Eukaryota; Metazoa; Arthropoda; Insecta; Coleoptera; Tenebrionidae. Gene Ontology annotation, molecular function: ATP transmembrane transporter activity; calcium ion binding.